Kwoniella mangroviensis CBS 8507 is the source of this 543-nucleotide messenger RNA. RefSeq lists its product as uncharacterized. Gene Ontology annotation, molecular function: catalytic activity. The transcript has 3 exons. Lineage: Eukaryota; Fungi; Basidiomycota; Tremellomycetes; Tremellales; Cryptococcaceae. Bases 1 to 543 code for a protein of 180 amino acids. The record is from RefSeq and is a predicted model, not a curated record.
AUGCCCAAUUUCGCAUCAUGUUUUCCCUCUUCCUCAGAUCGAGCUGAUUACCCCAUUCAAGAUCCUCUGAUACCUUCAACAACAGGUGAUAGUAAGGUAGUGAAGGGUUGCAUCUUUUGUGACGCAUCGAAAGAAAAUGGUUUCAACAUAGUCUACGAGGAUAAUCAACUGAUAGCAUUUUACGACCGUACACCGCGAGCUAAAACACAUUUAUUGAUCAUACCGAGAGAACAUGUGGUGUCUUCAGUCAAACAGCUAACCGAAGAACAUCUACCAUUAUUGGGUUCAAUGAGAUCCCUUGCAACUUCCCUCGUUCCAGAUCGACCACCACCUAAAAUGGGAUUCCACAUACCACCUUUUUCAUCCGUACCUCAUUUACAUCUUCAUGUGUUCUCAGGUCCACACACCAUAAUUGGAAGGUUGAAGUAUCCGAUUGCUCAUAGGGGUAGAGAUAGAGGGAAAGGAUGGAGUUGGUUCGUCACGAUUGAUCAGGUUGAGAAGAUUCUGCAAGAUGGUGGGAAAGUAGGUCUAGGGAGGGGCUGA